This is a messenger RNA of Peronospora matthiolae, 153 nucleotides long. The record is from the annotation of a GenBank genome assembly. Lineage: Eukaryota; Oomycota; Peronosporomycetes; Peronosporales; Peronosporaceae.
AUGAAGAAGGAAUCCUCGACUGCCACUGCGACGGAAGGUGCCGAAAACAAGUCGAACGAGAAGGACAGCAAGACGUCGUCGGUGUCAUCUCAGAAGGCGAAGGCGAAAGAAGCCAAGUCAGGUGACACGGACAAGUCUACGAAGAACAAGUAA